Messenger RNA from Lemur catta (Ring-tailed lemur), 3470 nucleotides. RefSeq names its product ADAM metallopeptidase with thrombospondin type 1 motif 8 (gene ADAMTS8). Gene Ontology annotation, molecular function: metalloendopeptidase activity; zinc ion binding. The coding region runs from base 123 to 2849 and encodes 908 amino acids. Gene Ontology annotation, biological process: proteolysis; extracellular matrix organization. NCBI's taxonomy places the organism in Eukaryota, Metazoa, Chordata, Mammalia, Primates, Lemuridae. The record is from RefSeq and is a predicted model, not a curated record. The transcript has 9 exons.
CCGGCCCUGCCUCUGAUUGAUUCGCUUUUUCCUGGAGAGAGCGGCCGGCGGCGCUCGGGCCGCCAGCACCUGCCCGCGCCGGGCCGGCUUCUUCCUUCCCCCGCGCCGCAGCCAAAGCCCCCAUGCUCCCCGCCCCCGCCGCCCCCCGGUGGCCGCCGCUCCUGCUGCUGCUGCUGCUGCUGCUGCUGCCGCAGCUCGCCCGCGGCGCCCCGGCCCGGCCCGGCGCGGAGGGGCAGGCCUCGGAGCUGGUGGUGCCCACGCGGUUGCCCGGCAGCGCGGGCGAGCUCGCGCUCCACCUGUCCGCCUUCGGCCAGGGCUUCGUGCUGCGCCUGGCGCCCGACGACAGCUUCCUGGCGCCCGAGUUCAAGAUCCAGCGCCUCGGGGGCCCCGGGCCUGAGGCCGGGGGCGAGCGGGGGCCGCGCGGCUGCUUCUACUCGGGCACCGUGAAUGGGGAGCCCGAGUCGCUGGCGGCCGUCAGCCUGUGCCGCGGGCUGAGCGGCUCCUUCCUGCUGGACGGCGAGGAGUUCACCAUCCAGCCGCAGGGCGCGGGGGGCUCCCUGGCGCAGCCGCACCGCGUGCAGCGCUGGGGCCCCGGGACCAACCGCGGGGCCUCCGGGCUCGCCGCGGCCGCCGAAGCCCGCCCCCUCCCUCGAGGACCCGAGUGGGAGGUGGAGACCGGAGAGAGGAGGAGGCAGGAGGGAGGCGACGACCAGGCGGAGAAGGAAAAGGAGGACGAGGAGGAGGAGAGCGAAGAAGAGGAGGCAGAAGGUGCCACCGAGCUGCCACCACCCCUGGGGGCCACGAGUAGGACCAAGCGGUUUGUGUCUGAGGCUCGCUUCGUGGAAACGCUGCUGGUGGCCGAUGCGUCCAUGGCUGCCUUCUAUGGGGCCGACCUGCAGAACCACAUGCUGAUGUUAAUGUCUGUGGCAGCACGAAUCUACAAGCACCCCAGCAUCAGGAACUCCAUCAACCUGAUGGUGGUAAAGGUGCUGAUAGUGGAAGAUGAAAAAUGGGGCCCGGAGGUGUCGGACAACGGUGGGCUCACGCUGCGCAAUUUCUGCAACUGGCAGCGGCGCUUCAACCAGCCAAGCGACCGCCAUCCGGAGCACUACGACACAGCCAUCCUGCUCACCAGACAGAACUUCUGCGGGAAGGAGGGCUUGUGCGACACCCUGGGUGUGGCAGACAUUGGCACCAUCUGCGACCCCAACAAGAGCUGCUCCGUGAUCGAGGAUGAGGGGCUGCAGGCAGCGCACACUCUGGCCCAUGAACUAGGGCACGUCCUCAGCAUGCCCCAUGACGACUCCAAGCCCUGCACGCGGCUCUUCGGGCCCAUGGGCAAGCACCACAUGAUGGCGCCACUCUUCGUCCACCUGAACAAGACGCUGCCCUGGUCUCCCUGCAGCGCCAUGUACCUCACAGAGCUCCUGGACGGUGGACACGGAGACUGCCUCCUAGACGCCCCCACCUCGGCCCUGCCCCUCCCCACAGACCUCCCAGGCCGCAGGGCCCUCUAUGAGCUGGACCAACAGUGCAAGCAGAUCUUUGGGCCGGGUUUCCGCCACUGCCCCAACACCUCUGCACAGGACGUCUGCGCCCAGCUCUGGUGCCACACGGAUGCGGCCGAGCCCCUCUGCCACACCAAGAACGGCAGCCUGCCCUGGGCAGACGGCACGCCCUGUGGGCCUGGGCACCUCUGCUCGGAAGGCAGCUGUCUGCCUGAGGAGGUCGUGGAGAGGCCCAAGGCUGUGGUAGAUGGAGGCUGGGCCCCGUGGGGACCCUGGGGAGAAUGUUCUCGGACCUGCGGAGGAGGAGUGCAGUUUUCACACCGUGAGUGCAAGGACCCUGAGCCUGAGAAUGGAGGAAGAUACUGCCUGGGUCGGAGAGCCAAGUACCAGUCAUGCCACACGGAGGAAUGCCCCCCUGAUGGGAAAAGCUUCAGGGAGCAGCAGUGUGAGAAGUACAAUGCCUACAACUACACUGACAUGGACGGGAAUCUCCUGCAGUGGGUCCCCAAGUAUGCAGGGGUGUCCCCCCGGGACCGCUGCAAGUUGUUCUGCCGAGCCCGGGGGAGGAGUGAGUUCAAAGUGUUCGAGGCCAAGGUGAUUGAUGGUACCCUGUGUGGCCCGGAGACUCUGGCCAUCUGCGUCCGCGGCCAGUGUGUCAAGGCUGGCUGUGACCACGUGGUGGACUCGCCUAGGAAGCUGGACAAGUGCGGGGUGUGUGGGGGCAAAGGCAACUCUUGCAGGAAGGUCUCCGGUUCCCUCAGCCCCUCCAGUUAUGGCUACAAUGACAUUGUCACCAUCCCAGCUGGUGCCACUAACAUCGACGUGAAACAGCGGAGCCACCCCGGGGUGCAGAACGAUGGCAACUACCUAGCGGUGAAGACGGCCGACGGGCGGUACCUGCUCAACGGCAACCUGGCCAUCUCCGCCAUAGAGCAGGACAUCCUGGUGAAGGGGACCAUCCUGAAGUACAGCGGCUCCAUUGCCACCCUGGAGCGGCUGCAGAGCUUCCGGCCCCUACCUGAGCCUCUGACCGUGCAGCUCCUGACGGUGCCUGGUGAGGUCUUCCCCCCCAAAGUCAAAUAUACCUUCUUCGUUCCUAACGACGUGGACUUCAACGUACAGAACAGCAAAGAGAGAGCAACCACCAACGUCAUCCAGCCGCUGCUCCACGCGCAGUGGGUGCUGGGGGACUGGUCUGAGUGCUCGGGCACCUGCGGAGCCGGCUGGCAGCGGCGAACUGUGGAGUGCAGGGACCCCUCCGGCCAGGCCUCCGCCGCCUGCAACAAGGCUCUGAAACCUGAGGAUGCCAAGCCCUGCGGAAGCCAGCCGUGCCCCCUGUGAUUCAGUGGGGCGGGGGCUGGUCUUGUGCUGGACGUGGGGUGCUGGGGUGCAGACAAGGUCCCCAUUGUGGUGACCGUACGUAUCGAGAUGGCAUGGCCCACCCAGGCCUCCCAUUGCCGCAGCCCCUCAGGUACUGCAUGAAUUCAUAAGGGGAGGAGGAGAGGGGGUGGGACGACAGAUCGUAACGUCAACUGUCUAGUGGACUGGACCUUGCUCGGGUUCAAGUAGAGGGCAUAGGUUAAAAGGUAAAAGUGCACUUAUUGACCCAAACAGGACACUCAGAGUCAGCCUGUUUGCAAAGGACUAGCAAAGUUAAAUGAAGAAAAUUCUUUUCUAUCUGGUUUCCCCCGAUAAAUAGUCUACCUCAGAGGGGAAAAAACUAGUACAAGAGAGGUGUGGGGCAGGGAGUGGAUGGUGAAUGUCAAGGCAAGCUCCAUAGCUGCGCCCCAGGCUGUCUUCAGAAAUGACCGUGACUGUGUUCAGCGCUACAGUCCAUGGCCUCCAGGGCUGCAGCCCCGGCUGUGGAGGGCCACAUGUUCUCAGGCUGCCACCUGCAGGGGUGGAUCCAUUUCAAGUAUUUAUGCAAAUGUGUCUCUGAACUAAAGUGUGAUCUUAUGCCAA